Trichobilharzia szidati is the source of this 2107-nucleotide messenger RNA. The record is from the annotation of a GenBank genome assembly. NCBI's taxonomy places the organism in Eukaryota, Metazoa, Platyhelminthes, Trematoda, Strigeidida, Schistosomatidae.
CCGCAGUUUUUUGAAUUAUAUUGUAACCGAACUUUACCGUAAAAUGUCAGGGGUAGCAAACUUAAAACACGUUUUCGGUUAUCGUACAGGAAUAUCAGGCUCUGUAGUAUUUUCAGAUGAACAGACAAUAGUUUAUCCAUGCGGAUCGAACUUAGUUUUAUAUAAUAUUGAACAAAAAUCACAGAAGUUUAUAGCAGGUUUGGAAAAGUCACAGGGGAUGACAGCAAUUGCCAUAAGUCCAAAUAGAAGAUACCUUGCCCUUGCUGAAAAAACUUUGGAUAAGCCUGUUGUCACUAUAUACGAUUUACAAGCCCUGCGCAAGAAGAAAACCUUGCAUACUUCAGACGUUCACUCCAGUGAAUUUGUUAGUGUGGCUUUCUCUCCGGACUCAAAGUACCUUGCAGUUCAGGGUGGGCAUCCAGACUGGAUACUAACAUAUUGGUCUUGGGAAAAGCCUAAGCAACUUGCUAGCAUCAGGACUUCUGUAUCUAACCCAGUCAAACAGAUUUCAUUUAGUCCUCACGACUGCACGUUAAUAUGUGUUGUUGGUACUGACAUUUUUCGUCUGUACCGAUAUGGUGAAAACAACCUCAAAACAUACGGUUUAAUCAAGGUAGAACUUCAUAACUUCCUUUGUCACACCUGGAUUAACGAUGAAAAAAUUGUCGUCGGAACAGAAGAUGGACGUUGGAUUUUGAUAGAGAAUGGUGAACCAAAGAUAGAAUAUCAACUCACUACUACGGAUGAAGCAGAUAAUAAAGGUGGUAAUCACGAAGGAAAAGAUAUUGAAGAGGUUAGCACGAAAGUUAAAAAUAGUAUAACUGCAUUGGCAUCAACAUCAAAAGGUUUAGCUGUAGCCUGUUCACCUGGUUUAGUUCAUUGGUUUGAACAUGUUGAUCCGAAUAGCUCACCUCGUCAUUACUCCCAGCAGCAGCAACAACAACAACAACGUCAAAGUGAUGCAAAAUACCAGCAAAAGGAUUCCCUCAGUUUUACCGCAGGAAAAGCAUCAAUAAGUAGUCAAGUUAUUCGAUAUCCUUCAGUAUCAGUGACAGGUGGGGUAAUACUGGGUGGUGCUACAGAAGCAGUGGCGACAACAACAACAGGAUCAGUAUCAUCGAGAGAUGAAUAUAGACUACUGCGUAGUAUUCAUAUCCCAUACGAUCCAACUAUCAGUAUAGAUAGUGAAUUUAAUGCUGGUCAAAAUAUUACUCAACUUGUAAUUAGUCCAUCAGAAGAUUUUAUUAUAGCUACAACUGAUACGCAUCAGAUAUAUCAAUUCAAUUUAAAUAGUGUUGAUCUUAGUAUAAAAGGCGGUGAUUUAGUUAGUAGGAAGAAUUUAGUGAAUGCUGUAGUCAGAGGACAAAAUUUACCUAAAGAUCAAAUGAUAUUUGAACCAGUAUCACAGUCAUUUCAUAAUGGACAAAUAUUAGGCAUGGAUGUUUGUAUGCGUAAACCGCUAAUAGCUACUUGUGCAACUGACAGAACAGUUCGAAUAUGGAAUUAUGAAACAAAUGAUUUAGAAUUAACUAAACAAUUUGCUGAAGAAGCAUUCAGUAUUGCACUUCAUCCAUCUGGUUUAUAUGUUCUAGUCGGUUUCAGUGAUAAAUUACGUUUAAUGAAUAUACUUAUUGAUGAUAUAAGAACAUUUCAUGAAUUUACAAUACGUGGAUGUCGCGAGUGUGCAUUUAGCAAUGGUGGCCACUUAUUAGCAGCAGUCAAUGGAAAUGUAAUACAAAUUUAUUCUGUAACAACAUUUGAAAAUGUCACUAAUUUAAAAGGACAUAAUGGAAAAAUUCGUUCAAUUGUUUGGUCAGAUGAUGAUAAUAAAUUAAUUUCAUGCGGUAUGGAUGGAGCUGUUUAUGAAUGGGAUCCACAGAAAGGGACAAGAAUUAAUGAAAGUGUGCUCAAAGCUUGUGGUUAUACAAGUGUCACUGUUUCACAAGAUGCUAAAACUCUCUAUGCUGUUGGUUCAGAUAAGACAUUGAAAGAAAUAAGUGAUUCACAGGUGAGCAAUCUCAAAAUGCUAACAGAAAAAAAAUCUAUAUUACUGUUUGAAUUUCAUCAUGAUAAAGACGAGUUCUGGAACUCAUUUAAACAAAAGUAA